GCUACUGUUCGGACACUCCUGCUUAUUGCUCUGCGCUUCGCUCCCUAUUUAUGUACUUUUCUCAGAUUUCUCUAAGAUUUUAACUUCAGCAUAUCAGCACAGUGCUCAAACAACACAGUUUUUAGAAAAAGAAGACUCUUUGCCUCCCACUGCCAGCAGUUUACAUUCCGUAGACGGAAAACACAGCUGCCUACAUUCAAACAGACGGGAAAGAAAAUACCACUUGUGGAAUCUACUUGCUGCAUGAACUGCCACAGACUUCUACAAAGGAUUGCGGUUCUUGAAACAAAGUUACUUGCUGGACCUCCAAAACAAGUGGAACACACAGCAGAUUGUCAUCACAGACCCCCUCAGCAUACAGCCGGUGAGUCCUGUGAAUCUAGUGAAUCUCAACAGUUUAUACAAAGUGUCGAGGAACAAGCUGAUCGACAGACUAAUCGAUGGCACAAACAGGGAGCGAGACCCAAAGGCACUCGAGACAUCAGAUUGUCACGAGUAUCUCGUAUUGCUGCGGUAGCAUCCUCUACCCCAGAUACGGCUAUGACGAGACUUGAAAACACUGGCAUUCUACAACCCCCUAUACAUCUUGAUAACCGAUUUGAAGCAUUAAUGAAUGUGGGUGAGGAAUCCCCAAAUGUGACAAAACAUGGAUCGAAUCAGCCAGCAGCUAACAUCGCUACUAACAGGCGCUCGAGGUCGAGCAGACAGCGGCAUUCAGCUCAGAGCGCAGCCGAGCCCAGGACUCUGAUAGUGGGCGACUCUAUUAUCAGAAACAUCAGUAGCAGGACUACAACUACAUGCUGCUUUCCUCAAGCAACCGUCUCUGAUGUGAACUUCGGAACAUUCUGAUGAAGCACAAGACUGCAAAUCGAAUCAUCAUCCAUGUGGGGAAGAAUGAUAUUCGGAAAGAGCAGUCAGAACUGCUUAACACUAGAACCGCCACGGGUGGUUUCUGCCAAUCCAUUCGGGCUCAAUGGCACACACACACACCUGGACAGAAUAUGAGUGACCACGGGACUUCAUGUCAGCCUCAGGGUCAUCUUGUGGUUGACACAUCCCACAAGGACACUGAUAACACCACACAGACAAAACAAGCUUUCCUCAUGGAAACUAUCCCGGCUGAGCCCUGCCCAAAGAGCUCAUCACAGACAGACCGUUACGUACUACAACAGCUCCAAGACUCAGCACCUAAGGACAACUAUCUGGAAAACAGCCAGGGAAGCCAGGACAACAUUUUACAGCCACCGGAAACACCAGAGCCAGAGCCCCGCUCACCAGACACACUUUCCCUCUCUCCAGAAUCUCCACUCCUAAGCUUCUCACAGAAAAUGGAGGAACUGGUGUAUGCUGGGACCAAACUCUCCCACUCGUUCGCUGCAAGCCCCCAGAUAUCAACUAAAAACGGCGGGCCCCACAACUGCCAAAGACUGCAGGCUCAGAUCUCCCUCCCCCUCCUGUGCGAGCUCUCCAACCGCUGCCACAACACCAGGGCCCAAACCCUCCUCCAUCGGCUGUAGGUGAACCAAAAACAACUGAUAACAGCUCUCAGUGAUAUGUGUCGGGUCCCCGCUAUAUUAGCAGCAACAUUCACAAAUGUUCACAGAACAAGCGGGAACCCAGUGUGCCUGUAGCCUUCUAUAUUUCUGUUGUAUCACGUGAUAGAGAGUCUAAGGCCUUCUCAAGCCGUACGGCUGACCCAUCUAAUCUGCGGCCUGUAAUGCGUCAAUCUAAGAUUGCUGUAGAGACAAAAUGUAAUUACAUCAAGUUAGCAUUUUUAAACAUUCGCUCACUAAAAAAUAAAUCAUUUCUGAUCAAUAAUUUAAUAACCACAAACAACCUGGAUUUUAUGUUUCUAAAUGAAACAUGGCUUAAAGACAGCUGCAGUGCAACAGUCCUAAAUGAAACAGCCCCUCCUCCUUUAAUUUUACAAGUGUCUGCAGGACUGUUAGGAGAGGUGGAGGUGUAGCUGCUCUAUUUAAAGAUGUUUAUCAGUGCAAGCAAGUGUCAUUUGGUCAGUAUUUGUCCUUUGAAUACCUAGGUAUUGUGCUGAAAGGUGCUCCAAGCAUUCUGUUUAUCAUUAUUUACAGGCCUCCAAAAUACUCUCCAGCCUUUGUUGAAGAGUUCACAGAACUGUUAUUAAUGAUUUCCUCAGAGUUUGACUGUUUUACUAUUGCAGGGGAUUUUAAUAUUCACAUAGAUAAUGCAGAAAUCAAAACUGCAAAAUAAAUUAUAACUGUUUUAAACACUUUUGACCUGAUCCAGCAUGUGCAUGGACCCACACACAAUCGUGGACACACUCUAGAUUUACUCAUCAGUAGAGGUCUAAACAUUUCAUCCAUUGUUAUUAAGGAUGUAGCACUAUCUGAUCACUUCUGUAUUUUCUUUGAUAUAUUGAUCUCUGUUACCACUGAAUCUAGAUAUGUCUCUGUCAGAAAGAGAUGCAUUAAAGAGAACACUAGUGCGCUAUUUAUAAAGGCUAUAUCUUUAACACCAAGCAUUUCUGCAGACUCUGUUGAUCUUCUGCUGGAUUCAUUUAACUCAAAAGUUAAGAAUGUUAUUGAUGAUAUUGCUCCGGCAAGGGUCUGCAAGAAGUAUAGCAGACAAAAAUCACCAUGGAGAAAAUCAUCAGUAGUUCAGAGUAUGAAAAGACAAUGCAGAAAAGCUGAGCGGAUGUGGCGGAAGACAAAACUUGAAAUUCACUAUAGCAUCUAUAAAGACAGCCUUCAUACUUUCAAUGUGGAACUAGCCACAGCUAGACAGACCUUCUUCUCAAACCUUAUAAACAGUAACUUAAACAACUCUCGCACUCUUUUUGCUACUGUGGAGAGACUGACAAACCCCCCAAGUCAUAUUCCCAGUGAAAUGCUCUCCGACAGUAAAUGCAAUGAGUUUUCUUCCUCCUUUUCUGAGAAGAUCAAUAAUAUCAGAAAGGAGAUUGGCAUAUCUACUUUUGCAGAGGUCACACAGAUUUGACCGCAAUUUCAAAAAGAAGUGACUAUGUCUGUUUUUGAAGCAAUUGAUAGCAAAAUUUAGAAAGAAAUAGUACAGCACCUUACAUCGUCAACAUGCUAUCUUGACACACUUCCCACAUCUUUUUUCAAAAGUGUGCUUAACUGUUUAGAAGCAGAUCUCUUAGAAGUGGUGAAUGCUUCACUUUUUUCUGGGACUUUUCCAAACUCCCUGAAAACUGCAGUUGUUAAACCCCUUCUGAAAAAGAAUAUCAUCAAAAAGUUGAUUUAUUUCACUAAUUCCAUUCAAAAGGUGAAACUUGUAUAUUAUAUUCAUUCAUUACACACAGACUGAUAUAUUUCAAAUAUUUAUUUCUUUUAAUUUUGAUGAUUAGAGCUUACAGCUCAUGAAAGUCAAAAACCAGUAUCUCAAAAUAUUAGAAUAUUUACAUUUGAGUUUGAAUAAAUGACCAUCCCUACAGUAUAAAUUCUGGGUAUCUCUUGUUCUUUGAAACCACAAUACUGGAGAAGACUGCUGACUUGGCAAUGAUCCAGAAGACGAACAUUGACACCCUCCACAAAGAGGGUAAGUCACAGAAGGUCAUUACUGAAAGGUGUGGCUGUUUACAGAGUGCUGUAUCAAAGCAUAUUAAAUGCAAAGUUGACUGGAAGGAAGAAUUUGGGUAGGAAAAGGUGCACAAGCAACAGGGAUGACCGCAAGCUUGAGAAUACAGUCAAGCAAAGCCGAUUCAAACACUUGUGAGAGCUUCACAAGGAGAGAACUGAAGCUAGGGUCAGUGCAUCAAGAGUCACCACGCUCAGACGUCUUCAGGAAAAGGGCUACCAAGCCACUUCUGAACCAGAGACAAUGUCAGAAGCAUCUUACCUGGGCUGUGGAGAAAAAGAACUGGACUGUUGUUCAGUGGUCCAAAGUCCUCUUUUCAGAUGAAAGUAAAUUUUACAUUUCAUUUGGAAAUCAAGGUCCCAGAGUCUGGAGGAAGAGUGGAGAGGCACAGAAUCCAUGUUGAUUGAAGUCCAGUGUUAAGUUUCCACAGUCUGUGAUGAUUUGGGCUGCCAUGUCAUCUGCUGGUGUUGGUCCACUGUGUUUUCUGAUGUCCACAGUCAAUGCAGCCAUCUACCAGGAAAUUUUAGAGCACUUCAUGCUUCCUUCUGUUGACAAGCUUUAUGGAGAUGCUGAUUUCAUUUUCCAGCAGGACGUGGCACCUGCCCACACUGCCAAAGGUACCAAAAGCUGGUUCAAUGACCAUAGUGUUACUGUGCUUGAUUGGCCAGCAAACUCGCCUGACCUUAACCCCAUAGAGAAUCUAUGGGGUAUUGUCAAGAGGAAGAUGAGAGACACCAGACCCAACAAUGCAGAUGAGCUGAAGGCCACUAUCAGAGCAACCUGGGCUCUCAUAACACCUGAGCAGUGCCACAGACUGAUUGACUCCAUGCCACGCCGCAUUGCUGCAGUAAUUCAGGCAAAAGGAGCCCCAACUAAGUAUUGAGUGCUGUACAUGCUCAUACUUUUCAUUUUCAUACUUUUCAGUUGGCCAAGAUUUCUAAAAAUUAAGAUUAUUAAGCUUAUUAAGAUAAUAAAUGAUAUUCGCUUCAAUUCUGAUUCAGGCAAAAUAUCAGUUACUAGAUCUUAGUGCUGCGUUUGACACUGUUGAUCAUAACAUACUUCUAGAGAGACUGGAAAACUGGGUCGGGCUUUCUGGGAUGGUACUCAAAUGGUUCAGGUCAUACUUAGAAGGGAGAGGUUAUUAUGUGAGUAUAGGAAAGCAUAAGUCUAAGUAGACGUCCAUGACAUGCGGAGUCCCACAAGGCUCAAUUCUUGCACCACUCUUGUUUAGCCUGUAUAUGCUCCCACUAAGUCAAAUAAUGAGAAAUAACCAAAUUGCCUAUCACAGCUAUGCUUAUGAUACCCAGAUUUACCUAGCCUUAUCUCCAAAUGACUACAGCCCCAUUGACUCCCUCUGCCAAUGCAUUAAUGAAAUAAACUGUUGGAUGUGCCAGAAAUUUCUUCAGUUAAACAAGGAGAAAACUGAAGUCAUUACAUUUGGAAAAACAAAGAUGUAGUUCUCAAGGUGAAUGCAUACCUUGACUCUAGGGGUCAAUCAACUAAAAACCAAGUCAAACAUCUUGGGGUGUUUCUGGAGACAGACCUUAGUUUUAGUAGUCAUAUCAAAGCAGUAACUAAAUCAGCAUACUAUCAUCUCAAAAACAUUGCAAGAAUUAGAUGUUUUGUUUCCAGUCAAGACUUGGAGAAACUUGUUCAUGCCUUUAUCACCAGCAGGGUGGAUUAUUGUAAUGGUCUCCUCACCGGCCUUCCAAAGAAGACCAUUAGACAGCUGCAGCUCAUCCAGAACGCUGCUGCCAGGAUUCUGACUAGAACCAGAAAAUUUGAGCAUAUCACACCUGUCCUCAGGUCCUUACACUGGCUUCCAGUUACAUUUAGGAUUGAUUUUAAAGUACUUUUACUCGUUUAUAAAUCUCUAAAUGGCCUAGGACCUAAAUACAUUGGAGAUAUGCUCACUGAAUAUAAACCUAACAGACCACUCAGAACAUCAGGAUCGAGUCAGUUAGAAAUACCAAGGGUUAACACAAAACAUGGGGAGUCUGCUUUUAGCUAUUAUGCCGCCCGCAGUUGGAACCAGCUUCCAGAAGAGAUCAGAUGUGCUAAAACAUUAGCCACAUUUAAAUCCAGAUUCAAAACUCAUCUGUUUAGCUGUGCAUUUGUUGAAUGAGCACUGUGCUACGUCCGAACUGAUUGCACUAUGUAUAAUAACUUUCUAUUCUUAAAUAGAAUUUUAAAUUCUUUUUAAAUCAAUUUUUAAAUCACUUUGUUUUUAUUGUUGUGAUUAUUAUUUUUAAUUUGUUAUUAUUAAUGACUAUUUCACUUCCUUUUAUGUAAAGCACUUUGAAUUACCACUGUGUAUGAAAUGUGCUAUAUAAAUAAACUUGC
Onychostoma macrolepis is the source of this 5916-nucleotide messenger RNA. RefSeq lists its product as uncharacterized. The coding region runs from base 849 to 1517 and encodes 222 amino acids. Lineage: Eukaryota; Metazoa; Chordata; Actinopteri; Cypriniformes; Cyprinidae. The transcript is spliced from 2 exons. The record is from RefSeq and is a predicted model, not a curated record.